UCAUUUCAUUUUUCUAAUGAAUUUUUGGAAAAGGUAUUCAAACAUGAUGGAAACACAUAAUCAAACCUACAUCGCAGAAUUCCAACUUACUGGUUUCUCAGAGGACCCAAAACUGCAGCUCCUUCUCUUUGGCCUGUUCCUGUCCAUGUACCUGGUCACUGUGCUUGGGAACUUGCUCCUCAUCUUGGCUGUCAGCUCUGACCCCCACCUCCACACCCCCAUGUACCUCUUCCUCUCAAGCCUGUCCUUCGUGGACAUCUGCUUCACUUCCAUCACAGUCCCAAAAAUGAUUGUGGACAUCCUAACUCAUAGCAGAGUCAUCUCCUACAUGGGCUGCCUCACACAGAUGUCUCUGUUUCUCAUUUUUGCAACUAUGGAUGACAUGCUCCUGACUGUGAUGGCCUAUGACCGCUUUGUGGCCAUCUGCCACCCUCUGCAUUAUGCAGCCAUGAUGAACCCUCAGCUCUGUGUCUAUCUACUUUUGGUGUCUAUAUUUAUUAGCAUUUUGGACUCCCAGUUGCACAAUGUAGUUGUCUUGCAAUUUACCUGCUUCAAAGAUGUGAGAAUUGCUAAUUUCUUCUGUCAUCCUUCUCAAGUCUUUAGCCUUUCAUGUUCUGAUACUUUAAUCAAAACCAUAGUCACAUACUUUGUUGGUGCCAUAUUUGGCUUUAUUCCUAUGUUACUAAUACUUUUCUCUUACUGUAAAAUUGUUUCAUCCAUUCUCAAAAUCCCUUCAUUAGGUGGGAGGUAUAAAGCUUUUUCCACCUGCAGUUCUCAUGUGUUAGUAGUUUGCUUAUUUUAUGGAACCAGCAUUGGAGUAUACCUUGGUUCAACUGUGUCCUAUUCUCCCAGCCAGGGCAUGGUGGCCUCAUUGAUGUACAGUGUGGUCACUCCUAUGCUGAACCCCUUCAUCUACAGCCUGAGGAACAGGGACUUUCGUAACACCUUGAAGAGACUGCAAGAUGGAGCAUCUAAUCCUUAG
Cavia porcellus (domestic guinea pig) is the source of this 982-nucleotide messenger RNA. RefSeq names its product olfactory receptor 7E24-like. Bases 17 to 982 code for a protein of 321 amino acids. Gene Ontology annotation, molecular function: olfactory receptor activity; G protein-coupled receptor activity. Gene Ontology annotation, biological process: G protein-coupled receptor signaling pathway. Gene Ontology annotation, cellular component: plasma membrane. The record is from RefSeq and is a predicted model, not a curated record. The transcript has a single exon. Lineage: Eukaryota; Metazoa; Chordata; Mammalia; Rodentia; Caviidae.